CAUCACCCUAAUAUACCAUGGCCACAUCCGUCGUCACUGGACACUCAUUUGCGCGUUUUGUCGCGUCACACCUGGACGAACAAUCGCAUAGCAUCUCUUCUCCUGCCAACGUUUGCACAUCUACCUCGCUGCCUGCAACUAACGGUCAUAAUGGCGCGCCUGUAACAACCGACGAACUUGCGCAAGCAAUUGCGAGUGUCGACGUGGAGAUACAGGCUAUCAAGGCGCAAGUUUACAAAAAGCUACUCGCCAACUACAAUGCUUUCUCAGAGUCGUUUGAAUACUCAUUGGAGCUUAAGGACAAGAUAGAUGACCUACUUCAGCAAGUAGACAGUAUUGCGACGCAAACUAUGGACUCUGAGACAGGUUUGAGACAACAGGUCAUGUCUGCAUUAGUGGAUCACCAUGAAAUUUCAUACAAGGUGCAGGAGAGCAACGCCAUCCUGGACGGCUUGAACCAUUUUUCAAGGAUUAAUGAUAUCCUUUCCGAGUACGAAGGCUAUAUGGACGCAGGGAAGAUUCUUCAGGCAGGACAUUGUAUCCAGCAAGCAGCCAAACUCCUUGCGCAGCCUCCUAGUCCAGGAGUUGCCGCUUCACAAAUUACUAAGUCUCUGACUGAUCAGUGCUCCAAGAUGACCGAGGCCAUAGAUCAAAUGUUGGAUGAGCUAGUCGCUGGUGCUAUAUAUCUCGAACUUCCAACGGAACAGAACGGCGGCAUUUUUAAACUCAAUUUAUCCUAUGAUGUUAAAGUCCCAACACUUACGCACUAUCGCUCCAGCUCAAGAUCAGCACCGGGAACUGUAAGAUGGCACGAGCUCAUACGAACACUAAUGCUCCUGGAUGUCAUCAACGAUAAACUCAAGGUUGUACAAAAUACCCUUAUUCGUCAUUUGCUGCAACCGCUUAUUCGAGAUCACGGAAAUGUACGGUUGGCCAUCGAGAAUUCUGGAGAUUAUGCCUCCGCACACCAUUCAACUAUCGCACUUAUUCCAGAAAAUAGUAACGGAGCAGACACUUUAUUUAAUCAAAUCUUUAGCGUGUUUCAAUUCCUAUAUCGCGAUGUCUUUUUGAGUGACUACUCAAUAGCGGAGUUCAACAAUAGAAAGGAUCCUUCCGAUACCGAAAAACUGGUACACUUUAUUGGGCGCAAUAUUGCAAAGAAGACAUGUGCCAUGGUUUCAGUUGACCAUCUCUCGAAACUUGUGCCAACCAACGUUGAGGAAUUGAACCAAUUUGGGCCCAUCGCAACGGCUGCUAUUCAAUUCGAAGAGAAGCUUAUUGCCAUGGGCUAUCUGACUGCUGACGAUAGAGUCCUCCGCGACUUUGUUGAACAUAUUGAUGUUCACUACACUAAUCAUAAGAGGGAUGCGCUCUUGAAGAUUGGGCGUGCUGUAAUCAUGAGCGAUGAUUUCAAAACCAUUCAUGUAAGGGAGUUGGAUAGGCAAGACGAACUCGAGAAAGAUAUCCAUAGUUGGGAUAGUAUUAAAGACCCUGAAAUGGACCUGAAAGAUUCAUCAAUCAGUAUGAAGUCUAAGCAGAUCGUUGAUAUGAUCACGAGCACUCUUGGCGAAGCCAUGUCGCUCAACGAAGAGGCUUCUAGGCAUCUCUAUCAAGCCACACGGUCAUUAAUCGAUCUUUACCGAGCCUUAAUGCCAGUUCAUCAUGCAAGGACUUUGGGGAAUGUGCCAGCUCUGGCAAUCCUUUUCUUUAAUGAUUGUAUGUAUAUUGCGCGCGAACUGGAGAAGGUGCCUGCAAGACUGGAAAGUGGAAUUCCCGGAUUGGAUGAGGUUCAAUAUGAUGAUGUUAUCCCUGGGCUAAAGGAUUUGGCUAAAAAAUGGCUUGAUAUUCAAGUGCAAAAACAAUUGGAUGAACUAAUGCAGAGUGUAGACGAGGCACGGGGUUUCAGAGACUCCAGUGUUGAAAGUAAUUUUGCUGCUUAUGAGAGAUCUAUGAAGCAGGUUGUUCUUGUCUUCAAGCAUCUAGGCAAAGCUUGGAAGCCGAUCAUGUCACCUAUGUCGUUUUAUAAGGUUCUAGGCAAACUACUUGAUGAUACAAUCAUGCGAGUAAUCCGUGAGCUUGAAGGUUUGACAGAUAUUUCUGAACAAGAAUCACAUAAGCUUGCAGCUUUAUGUGGGGUUUUGUUUGAAUGCGAAGAUCAAUUCGACCAUGCUAGUCCCCUUGUAGAGCUUAUAAGAGGCGAUGCAUAUGAGGAUGAGGACCCGAUUUAUCAUUUUGUGCUGUCUUGGAAAAAGUUUCAGCUCUUAGCUGAUAUUCUUGAAUUGUCAUUUGCUGAGAUCAUGACCCGCUUUAGAGCUGGACAACUCUAUAUGUUUCAAGUGCGUGAAUUGUCGAACCUUUUGUGUGCAUUAUUUGCCGACACACCUCUUCGUCAACGCAAUCUGGAAGAGAUCGAAAAAGGCCACCCAAUGCCAUUGCUUCGAAGUUAAACAAAUGUGUAGUUAAAUGAUAGUAGAU
This is a messenger RNA of Lobosporangium transversale, 2475 nucleotides long. Its product is annotated as Centromere/kinetochore Zw10-domain-containing protein. The coding region runs from base 18 to 2447 and encodes 809 amino acids. Gene Ontology annotation, biological process: mitotic spindle assembly checkpoint signaling; endoplasmic reticulum to Golgi vesicle-mediated transport. The record is from RefSeq and is a predicted model, not a curated record. The transcript has 13 exons. NCBI's taxonomy places the organism in Eukaryota, Fungi, Mortierellomycota, Mortierellomycetes, Mortierellales, Mortierellaceae. Gene Ontology annotation, cellular component: RZZ complex.